This is a messenger RNA of Osmia lignaria (orchard mason bee), 1086 nucleotides long. NCBI's taxonomy places the organism in Eukaryota, Metazoa, Arthropoda, Insecta, Hymenoptera, Megachilidae. The record is from RefSeq and is a predicted model, not a curated record.
UUCAACUAUGCGUUUAAUUCGAAACCGAACCUCAGCGACCGCAAGUUGGCAAAAUUUGGGGUUGUUAUGGUAGAACGUACUUUAGGGUGAUAUAUAAAGAGGAGUUUAUUUAGCAGCUACAGUUGAAGUUUCGACAUGAAGCCGGUAAGCAAAACGAGGGACUUCAGUAUCGAGAGUAUUUUGGCAGAUAAACGCAUACCCAUUCAAAAUGACCGCGAAGAGUACCAAGAAUUAUUAAGUGUAAAUGAUGAUUCUUCUGUAAAAAAUUCGAGAAAAUAUUUUGAAGAAGAGUGUACAAUUCGUAAUCGGAGAAUAAAUCAUGAACUUAUAAUUAGUGAAGCAGAAAAUUGUGAUUUAAAUUUCCAAAGGAAAAGUGAAGUUAUAGAAGAAAAAUAUAAAAUAAAUUCUGGGGAAGUUUUAAACGAAUAUCGUAAUGAUUCGUUAGAUGUGGAAAGCUUUGAAUAUAACCAGAAUAAAAAUAAAUUGCAAAUUAAUAGUAUUGAUAAAUGUAUCAUCGAUUCGAAAUCAAAUUUGAUAACUGAAGUUGAAGAAGGAAAUAGGAUAAGUGAUAAAACCUUCAUAUCAAGAGACCAGAACGGGAAAUUGAAUAAAGAACGGAAGAAACAAUUAAAACAAUAUCAAAGUGAUAGUCAUUUUAAAUGUUCAAAUAAGGAUUCCAAUGAUUCGUUAAAAAAACAAUACAAGAAUUUAAGGAACAAUGUCGAAACAACACAAAAUAAAUAUUCAUUGUUUGAAAAUGAAAUUAAAGAAGAAAAUGAAUCUUCCAGAGGUAAACUGGACGUAGUACGAGAUGUAGAGAAAUUAGAAUGGCUUCACUGUACAAGAUAUAAACCUCCCAAAAUACCCAGAAAACCAACAAUUGGUAAAAGUAAAAGAAAGCCAAGCUUCUAUCCUCGAAUACCAUUUUCAAUGUUUCAACUCGAGUAUCUUGAACAAAAAUUUCAAACUUCCGCUUAUUUAAUGAGACAUGACGUUAUGGAAAUGUCUGAUGUGUUAAAAAUUCCGCCUAAUAGGGUAUAUUUGCAUUUUAUGAAUAAAGAUCUGGUUUCAAAACCGACGUGCUAA